AUGGGCGUAGCUUAUUGCCUGAGCACCGACCUUCGCCAGAUGACGACGAGCUACAGCAAUACGCGCAUCCCAACGACCCGGCCCUACGCCUCACCCAGAAUAAUGUGGAAUGAGUCUAAGCCCGACGCCAAGCAGCUUGAGUCUGUCGCCCCUGCUUCUACCAGCAGCGCGAAAGGGGCGCCCGACACGGCCACUCAAAUCUUCGAUCCUCGAGCCGAGAAUAAGCUGCGGCGCAAGAUCGAUCUCUAUAUUGUGCCGCCAGUGGCACUUUUAUACUUAUUCUGCUUCAUAGACCGUGCUAACAUCGCAUUCUGUCAGAAUAAAGGCCAGAUGAUCGCAUGCCGUUUCCUGCUGGGGAUCUUCGAGUCAGGCCUGCUCCCUGGUAUUGCGUACUAUCUUUCCCGUUGGUACCGGCAUGCCGAGCUCUCGUUCCGCCUCGGCAUGUAUAUGGUCAUGACUCCCACCGCUGGUGCAUUUGGUGGCCUCUUAGCUUCCGGGAUUCUCAAGCUGGAGAAUUUCGGGUCUCUUACGCAAUGGCGUAUGAUCUUUGGUAUUGAGGGAAUCAUAACCAUUGGUAUCGCGGCAAUCCUAUUGUUUUUGCUCACUGAUAACCCAACCACAGCCCGCUGGCUUACUCCCGAGGAGAGGGAGCUUGCAGUAGCCCGUGUCAUGAGUGAGCGAAUUGCACAAGAAGAGAUUGUUGAUAAAAUGAACUUGGCCAAGGUGAAAAACGGCAUUUCUAACCCGGUAACAUUGAUUACCGCCUUCAUUUUCCUCUGCGGCAAUGUAGUCGUAUUAGGCAUAUCCUUCUUCCUACCUACAAUUAUUCGCACCAUCUACCCUAAUCGUACCAUCGUACAACAGCAGCUCCUCACUGUACCACCUUACGUCGUUGGUGGUGCCUGUUUAUUAUUGGUUUCAUGGCUGGCAACAAAGUUCAACACCCGUCAGAUCCCCAUCUUCAUGAGCGCACCGACAGUGAUGGCGGGAUAUGCGAUUAUGCUGGCUAGCAGCAACGCAAAUGUUCGGUAUGCUGCCAUCUUCUUGACGGCUAGCUGUGCUUUCUUGGGCGGAUCCCUUUGCAACGCACAAGUUAGUGCCAACACUGUAUCCGACACUGCACGAAGCGUAGCUAUUGUGUUAUGCGGUUACCUUGGAGGUCUCGUAGCAACCUGGACCUAUCUCCCCUGGGACGGCCCUAAGUAUCCUAUUGGUAACGGUCUAAAUCUGGCUGUAUCGGGAGCGAUUGGCGUUGCAUCUAUUGGUGGGCUGAUAUGGAUGAAGGCGGACAAUAGAAAACGAGAUCGAAUGACCCCUGCGGAGAAGGAGGAAAUGUUGGCUGGCUUGACCCGAGAACAGCUUUCGGAGCUCGACUGGAAGCAUCCUGACUUUAGAUGGAAGCCUUGA
Parascedosporium putredinis is the source of this 1407-nucleotide messenger RNA. Lineage: Eukaryota; Fungi; Ascomycota; Sordariomycetes; Microascales; Microascaceae. The record is from the annotation of a GenBank genome assembly.